Molecule: messenger RNA, 3206 nt
Organism: Haliotis rufescens (red abalone)
Lineage: Eukaryota; Metazoa; Mollusca; Gastropoda; Lepetellida; Haliotidae
Product: zinc finger protein 431-like
Exons: 2
Coding region: 505-2622 (705 amino acids)
Biological process (GO): regulation of transcription by RNA polymerase II
Cellular component (GO): nucleus
Molecular function (GO): RNA polymerase II cis-regulatory region sequence-specific DNA binding; DNA-binding transcription activator activity, RNA polymerase II-specific
Source: RefSeq, a predicted model, not a curated record
GGAGCUUGUUUGGGCGGGAAGUAAAAUAAAAGAUGGCAACUACGCUGGCUGUUGUGGAAACAACGACAUAGAAAAAAUAGAAAAGGAUGCAACGGUUGAACGGAAACACGUGAAAUAUGAUGGAGAUGACAAGGACCUCCAGAAUAAUGAUGAGGGCGGUGAGCCUAUGAACUAAAACGAAUGUGUGUCUUUGCUCGUCCCGAGGACGAUAACUUCAAAAUGGCGUCUCGGAUGAGAUUUGAACCAUAUUUUAGUACUCGGGCGACUCGGGCGAAGGCCUGCCGUACAUGGGCAACACAUUCAGAGCUUGGUGGACUCACUCUUGUUUAAACAUUGACAACCAAGGCUUUGGUGUGUUCCCAUGUGACCUUUGUAACAUUGGGUUUCCACUGGGUGUUCUUAUGCUUAUGGAAACAUCUGACAAAGUCACAUGAAGAAGUGAAUGGUGUGGCAAUUUAACAUUACUCCUGAUUCCAUGAGGCAGUUUGACUAGAGGACUUUAUCAUGGAGAAACAAAACCAAUUACGGAUGAGGAAGAAAGCUUCUAAAACAGACAUGAAGAAUGGAUGUGAGAAAGCAUCCAUAGAAACAAGUGAUGAUAACACAGAGAAGGGCAUCGCAUCCAUAGAAACCAGUGAUGAUAAGACUGACGAGGACAACGCAUCCAUAGGAACCAGUGAUGACAAGACAGACAAGGACAACGCAUCCAUAGCUAGAAGUGAUGAUAAAACAGAUGAGGACAACGCAUCCAUAGCUAGAAGUGAUGAUAAGACUGACGAGGACAACGCAUCCAUAGAAUCAAGUGAUGAUAAGACUGACGAGGACAGUGCAUCCAUGGAAACAAGUGAUUGUAGGACAGGCGAGGACAACGCAUCCAUAGCAAAAAGUGAUGGGAAGACCGAUGAGGACAACGCAUCCAUGGAAACAAGCGAUUGUAAGACCGACAUUGAGUAUGAGAGUGGGAUGAUUCCUGAUAGGAGUGGUGAUGGUAAGAAAGAAGGUUCCAAGUCAAGUGACAAGAAGAGACACAAGAGGAGUCACCUACGCGUCAAGCCAUUUCAGUCUAGUGAGUUUUGGAAAGCAUUGACAGGGUCAGGUACCCCAAAAGGCCCUGUAAAACGUCAAAGUACACCAAAGCCAUAUAUGUGUAGGGAGUGUGGGAAGGAAUUUACAAGGUCAAAUGACCUGCGGAGACACAUGAGUUGCCACAGUGGAGUCCGUCCCUAUCUGUGUAGUGAGUGUGGGAAGACAUUUUCACGUUCAAGUACCCUGCAGACCCACAUCAGAUGUCACAGUGGAGUCAAGCCUUAUCAGUGCAGUAAGUGUGACAAAGCAUUUAAGGCAUCCAUGAGCCUGAAGAGACACAUGGUGUAUCACAGCGGUGUCAAGCCUCAUGUGUGUGGCGAGUGUGGGAAAGAUUUCAUAACAACAAAUGAAUUACAGAUUCACAUGAGGUCUCACAGCGGAGUCAGACCAUAUGAAUGUACUGAGUGUGGGAAGGGGUUUACAACAUCAGGAAGUCUACAUAUUCAUAUGAGAUCUCACACUGGAAUCAAGCCAUAUCACUGUACAGAGUGUAGGAAAGCAUUUUCAACAUCAGGUAACCUGCAAAAUCACAUGAGGUCUCACACUGGCGUCCAGCCCUAUCAGUGUGGUGAGUGUGGAAAAACAUUCACACGAUCAAGUGGCCUCCAGAUACACAUGAGGUUUCACACUGGAGUCAAGCCUUAUAAAUGCACUGAGUGUGGCAAAUCUUUUACACAGUCAGGCCACCUGGUGGGGCACAUGAGGUGUCACAAUAAAGGUAAGGCUCACCUGUGCAAAAUGUGCGGGAAAACAUUUAAAGAACCAAGUCAGCUGCAGAUACACGUUAUGACUCACAAUGAAGAGGAGCCAUUUGAGUGUAAUGAAUGUGGGAAAACAUUUACAGAAUCAAGUCACCUGCAGACACACAUUUUGAAUCACAGUGUAGACAAGCCCUUUGAGUGUGAGAAAUCGUUUACAGAAUCAAGUAACUUGCAGACAAACAUUUUGAAUCACAGCGGAGACAAGCCCUUUGAGUGUGAGAAAUCAUUUAUGGAAUCACUUAACCUGCAGACCCACAUGUUGAAUCACAGCGAAGACAAGCCCUUCGAGUGUUGUGAGUGUGGGAAAACAUUUUCAGAAUCGAAUCAGCUGCAGAUACAUAUUUUGAGUCACAGUGUGGAGAAGCCCAUAGAACGUAAGAAAACAUUUCCAGAAUCCGGUAACCUGCAGUCACGCAUUAUGAAUUACACUGCAGACAAGCCCUUAGAUCGUGAGGAGAAAACGUAUACCGAUUCAGAUUGCCUGCAGACACACGUGAGCACUCAUGGUGGAGAAAAGCCCCUUGAGUGUAAUGAGUGUGGGGACACAUUUACAGAAACAGGUCACCUGCAAACACACAUGAGCACUCACAGUGGAGACAGACCAUUUCGUUGCAGCAAGUGUGGGAAAGAAUUCACAAAAUCCAGUUUACUGCAUAGACACAUGAUGAUUCACAGUGAAGCGAAUCCCUAUGAGUGUGGCGAGUGUGGCAAAGAGUUUGACUCAUCAGGUCAUCUUCAGUCGCAUAUGAAGUGUCACAGUCAAAUCAAACAGUGAAAGCAUCUGCAAAAUUAUGUACUAUUAUUAAGCAUGUUACAUAUUGAGUGUUAACAUUUAUACAAGAAAGCUUUAUCAGUGAUAAGAACGCUUUUAUUUACAAUUUACACAAGCUUCCCGAGCAGACAUUGGUGGAGAAAGGCUGUGUAAGUCUGGGAAUGUCGGUGACAUCACAUCCUUUGCAGUUGCAUAUGAAUGCAGUCUAUGACCUCUCCACUAGCUCGAGGAACAAGUCAUUGUAUCCAACUUAUACAGACGUUCGUCCAGUACGCACAAAAAUAUUGCAUAUACAUUAAAAUAUAUUGUAUCCCGAGGGAUGCACAACAACAGCCAUUGUACAAGUUCGUGACAAGAAAUAUAAACAUGAUAAAGGUAUAUUAUUAUAGUCAUUAUCAGUCUUACAAUACAGUACACUCCAUUUCAUUACUUUACAGGACUAUCAUAUUGCCAGUAGGGACCGGGGGCACGGCUGGCCCAGUCGCCUAAGGCGCGUGAUUCGCUGUGCAGAGUUGCGUCCCUUGGGCACGCCAGAAACCUAUGAUUGUGGGUUCGAAUCCCGGUUCGCCCUGAUUAUGUUUCUAGGU